Sander lucioperca (pikeperch) is the source of this 761-nucleotide messenger RNA. RefSeq names its product anterior gradient 1 (gene agr1). The transcript is spliced from 8 exons. The record is from RefSeq and is a predicted model, not a curated record. Lineage: Eukaryota; Metazoa; Chordata; Actinopteri; Perciformes; Percidae. Bases 127 to 648 code for a protein of 173 amino acids. Gene Ontology annotation, cellular component: endoplasmic reticulum.
AGUGAUGUGUCUUCUUUAUGAUAUACCUGUUUGGUGAGUUCAGUUAAAAGAAAACAUCUGACAAAAGAGGUAUAAAAGGUAGCCGAUAUUGAAGGGUAAGUAGUAGGCUGCACAUGCUUUUGCUUCAUGCUGUCAAGUUCUCUCAAAGGACAGGAAGUGAUGCUUCGCUGGGUCUUGUUUGCUUUGUUCCUUGGUAUCUGUGCCAGUGCCGGACAAGAGAAAAAAAGGAAAGCACAGCCUCAGUCCUUCUCAAGAGGAUGGGGGAAUAGUAUUAGUUGGGUCCAAAGUUAUGAAGAGGGCCUGUCACAGAUGGUGAAAAGUCAGAAGCCGCUGAUGGUCAUCCAUCAUAAAGUCGACUGCCCGCACAGUGAAGCCCUGAAGAAGGCAUUUGUUGCUGCAAAGUCCAUCCAGAAAAUGGCCAAAGAGGAUUUCAUCAUGCUCAACCUGUUGGAAGAGACUACAGACAAGAAUAUGGCCCCUGAUGGCUACUAUUAUCCCAGGAUCCUCUUUGUUGAUCCAUCUAAGACUGCGCGCACAGACAUUGUAGGAAAGUACAGCAACCGCAAAUACACCUACGAGCCUGGCGACAUGGCAUUCUUGGCCAAAAACAUGAAGAAAGUCAAAGCCCUGAUGCACACUGAACUCUAACAUGGCUCAAUCUGAUAUCUGUCCACCCUCCAGUCAUGCUGGGUGGUCAGCACUGACAUGUUAACAUGCUCUUCAGAGCUCAAUAAAACCAAAAUAAAUGAAUAGAAAGUAAA